This is a messenger RNA of Triticum dicoccoides, 1450 nucleotides long. Its product is annotated as myosin-2-like. The coding region runs from base 428 to 1450 and encodes 340 amino acids. The record is from RefSeq and is a predicted model, not a curated record. Lineage: Eukaryota; Viridiplantae; Streptophyta; Magnoliopsida; Poales; Poaceae. The transcript has 4 exons.
CAUGCCUGCAACUGAAGGCGACCUUGGCGACCUGCACAGCCCAGACACCAAACCGUACGUACGCGCGUGCAACCAGAAAUGUUUGAGAAAAGAAGCACCCAACGCCCCAGCCAUGCAGCGCGAGCCCGCGAUUGGCUAGUGCCCCGCGGCCGGGCUCUUCUCUCCGGCCGCGGUUCCUCCCCGAAUCCGUUUCCCCCUCCCUGAUCCGACGAGGUUAUCACGCCGGAGUUCUUCCGCUCCGCACCCGCUCCCGCCGAUCGACGGUUCUGCUUCGUCCCGUUUCUGAACAAGCCAAGGGGAUUCGAUCGUCUCGUACGAAUUCAGAGACGCUCGUUUUGGACGACGGUGCAAUAGAGCGGAGUGGUCCAGCAGCUAUAAUUUGGCGUGCAUUGACUUGGGAUUGAUCCGUACGUGUGGGGGGCGACCGAUGGCGUCGUCCUCCUCCUCUCUGUCAUCGGCGCUGAGCUCGAUGGAGCAGAUGCUGGACGCGCUCAGGCAGAGAGGGAUCGGCAAGCCCGACGACAAGCCCAAGGAGGAGGAGCCGCCGGCGCUGCCCACGCGCCCCACCGUCAGGGGCCGGCCUCCUUCCAUCCACAGGCCCGCCUCCAGCGCGCCGUGGAGUCAACAACGCCCACCGCUGGCCCUGCUCCCCCCACCGCCGGAAGAUGAAGAAGCGAGGGAGGCGGAGAGGCGUGCGGUGGAGCUGGAGCUGGAGAGAAGGGCUGUGCGGGCGGAGGAGGAGGCGAAGCAGAAAGACGACGACGUGAGGCUCAAGGAGGAGGAGAUCGCCGUGCUGAGGCAGCAGGUGGAGCUCUACGAGGCCCGGCUCGCCGAGUGGGAAGCCAAGAUGAAGGCCGUGGAGGAGGAGCUUCAGAGACAGACCGCCGCGCUGCAGAUGUCUCAGGCUGCUGCUGCUGCGGCGGCGGCCAGAGCAGCACUCGGUUCCACGAGCCACCGCCGGGAGCCAACCUUAUCCGACGGCGUCGCGCAGGCGGAACAAGCUCCGGUGCCCACGAGGGCGGAGGAAGCGUCCGUGAAGCGGGGCGAGAGCCUGUUUCGAGGAGCGUCCGUGAAGCCCCAGCAGCAGCAGCAGCCCGCCCUCGCCGUCGCCCCCGCCGUCCUUAGCUCGAAGCCGAGCCACGCGGAGCACCACCUCGCGACCGAGUUCGCGCGGGAGACCCAGGCGUUCGAGCACGCCGCGAGGGCGGUGGCCGAGGUGAAGCCGGGCACCAUGUCCGUCGACGAGCUCAAGAUGCUGAGGCGGCAGUUCGCCGCCUGGAAGAAGGAGUACGAAGCGCGGCUGCACAAGACAAACGCGGAGCUUAAGAAGCGCAUCCACUCGGAGAAGAGCCACGACCAGCAGGCUGCCCACUGCGGCCGGCGCCGGUGGUGCGGCUGGUGGAGGACGAUCAAGGCGCCGAAGUUCAGGGCCCCCAAGAGGUACAGAUAG